AUGGGUUCCGGCAAGAAGAACCUCAAGGCGACGAAGAAGUUCGAGAAGAAGCACCUGAAGGGUGUUCUCGACAAGAGGAAGGAAACCGCCAAGAUCAAGCAGCGCGUUCAGACCAAGGCGAAGAAGCAGGCGAAGAAGCCCAAGGAUGCAGAGUUCUUCAAGAACAGCAAUGGCGCGGAGGCUAAGCCUAGGAAUGCCAAGGAUGCCAACGUCAGCGCCAUGAGCGUGGACGACUUCUUCCAGGGCGGCUUCGAAGACAUCAUCGACAAGAAGAAGAGCAAGAAGCAGCUCGGCAAGCGGAAGCGCGAUGCGCCCGAGGGCGACGACGAGGACUCCGACGAGGACAGCGGUUCGGAUGUCUCCGUCGAGGAGCAGCCGGUUGCCAGCGACAGUGAGGACGGUGGCGACGACGACGAUGACGAGGAGGACGAGAACCUUGGCAUGUCCAAAGAAGCCAUGGAUAAGCUCGCCAAGGACGACCCUGAGUUCUACAAGUUCCUCAAGGAGAACGACCCCGAAGCCCUCGACUUUGACGAGAACGACGACAUGGCCGAGAUUGACGAGCUGAGCGCCGGCAGCGACCAGUCCGAAGACGAGCAGCCGAAGAAGAAGCGCAAGAAGGAGGAGCCCGAGGAGGAGGUCCUCCCCGACAACGAGCUCACGCGCGAGAUGGUUGCCAAGUGGAAGAAGUUGAUUGAGGAGAAGCAAAGUCUGCGCGCCGCGAGACAGGUCGUUCUGGCCUUCCGCUGUGCCGCUCACCUCAAUGAGGACGACGCCGAGGAGAACAACGCCGCCCAGAGAUACAGCAUAAACAGCCCCGAGGUGUUCCACGAUGUCCUGAUCGUGGCUCUCAAGCUGGUUCCCGCCGUCAUCUCCCAUCACCUGCCCAUCAAGGAGUCUGCUUCAGGCAAGAUCUACGUUCCGACCGACUCCAAGAAGUUCCACACUCUGUCCAUCAUGAUCAAGACGUUCACGGCAGCCAUCAUCCACCUUCUCAGCACCCUCUCCGACGACGCAACUCUAAAGCUUACCAUUGGCUCAUUAGAGCCUCUUGUGCCCUACCUGUUGUCUUUCCGCAAGCUUCUCAAGGUCCUGAUCAAGACCGUCGUCAACUACUGGGCCAGGCCUGCCAGCUCAGAAGCCACCAAGAUCACCUCUUUCCUUGUUCUGCGGAAAUUGGUGGUUAUCGGAGACAAGGGUGUUCGUGAGAGUGUUCUGAAGGCAACAUACCAAGGACUCGUCUCAGGAUCAAGAGCAACCAACGCCAACACCAUCCGGGGCAUCAACCUGAUGAAGAACUCUGCAGCAGAGCUUUGGGGCAUUGACCAGAACGUUGGCUACACGACAGCCUUCAACUUCAUCCGCCAACUCGCCAUCCACCUGAGGAACAGCAUCGUCAAGAAGGAGAAGGAUUCGCACAAGGUCGUCUACAACUGGCAAUACACCCACUCGCUCGAUUUCUGGUCCUGCGUGCUGGCUGAGCACUGCAGUCCCUUGAAGGAGGCGGAAGCUGGCAAGGAGGGCCAACUGAAGCUUCUGAUCUACCCUCUGGUGCAGGUGACCUUGGGCGCGAUGCGUCUCGUUCCUUCAUCCACAUUCUUCCCCCUGCGGUUCCACCUGAUCCGCUCUAUCUUGCGUUUGUCCCGUGCAACAAAUACCUACAUCCCUCUGGCGUCUGUCCUUCUCGAGGUUCUCGAGUCAGCUGACAUGAAGCGUUUCCCCAAGGCGUCUUCUAUCAAGCCGCUUGAAUUCAACCUCGCCUACAAGGCACCCAAGUCGUACAACCGCACUCGUGUCUUCCAGGAUGGUGUGGGUGAGCAGUUGGUUGAGCUCUUCAGCGAGUACUUUACCAUUUGGGCCAAGAACAUUGCCUUCCCCGAGUUCUCUCUGCCCGUCAUUAUCCAGCUGAAGCGCUGGGUCAAGCAGGCGCGCAAGAUCAGCACUGGCAACAAGAACAACAAGGUCAUCUCCAUGAUCGUUCUGUUGGUGCAGAAGCUCGAGGCCAACGCGAAAUUCAUCGAGGAGAAGCGGGCCAAGGUCGAGUUCGCGCCCAAGGACCGCGCACAGGUGGACGCAUUCUUGCGCGACUUCGAUUGGGAGAAGACGCCGCUCGGUGCCUACGUCGUUGUGCAGCGCAAGAUCCGCCAGGAGAAGACCAAGGCCCUGGAGGAGGCAAGGAAAGAGGACGAAAAGAAGCGCAAGGAAGAGGAGAAGCAGGCGCGGGAUGCCGACGCACCGGAAGACGACUCCGAGGAAGAGUUCGGCGAUGAGCUCAUGGCCGACGACGACGAUGCUGAGGAUGUUGAAGAAAUGGAUGACGAGGAGGAUGAUGACGAAGAUGUGGAGGAUGACAGCGAGUAG
Molecule: messenger RNA, 2361 nt
Organism: Colletotrichum karsti
Lineage: Eukaryota; Fungi; Ascomycota; Sordariomycetes; Glomerellales; Glomerellaceae
Product: ribosome assembly protein
Exons: 1
Coding region: 1-2361 (786 amino acids)
Biological process (GO): ribosomal large subunit biogenesis
Cellular component (GO): nucleoplasm; Noc1p-Noc2p complex; Noc2p-Noc3p complex
Source: RefSeq, a predicted model, not a curated record